AUUCAUCAUCGCGGCCGAUGCGAGAGUAGUGCCACGAGAAAGCAGGGCUUUUGCUUCUUUUACAUCACAGAAGCUAGCUCAUCUCGACCAACAUGCGUUUCCUCGUACUUAAUCUGACGUUAAUCUUAAACCUGCUAGUCAUUAGAAAAGUUUCUGCUCAUGGAAGAUUAAUAGAACCACCCUCGAGAGCUUCCAUGUGGAGAUAUGGUUUUGACACACCUCACGAUUACAAUGACCAUGAGUGUUAUUGCGGCGGAUUCACUAGACAGUGGCAACGAAACAAAGGGAAAUGUGGUAUUUGUGGAGAUCCCUGGGAUUCUUCUGUGCCACGUUCUCAUGAAACAGGAGGCAAAUAUGGAAAUAGUGUGAUCGUUCGGCGUUACCGCACUGAAUCCGUAAUACCAGUUCACGUAGAGCUGACGGCGAAUCAUCAUGGUUACUUUGAGUUCCGCAUCUGCGCCAUGAUAUACCGUGAUCGGGAAGUGACUCAGGAAUGCCUGGACCAACAUCUGCUGCGCACUGAGAAUGGGUCUACUCGCUACUACCCCGAUCCUGGUAACCGAAUCUUUGAGGGCUAUUACAAACUACCAGAAGGCUUGACCUGCACACAAUGCGUCUUUCAGUGGCGAUAUAUCGCUGGCAAUAACUGGGGCGAUUGCGGCAAUGGCACAGGAGCAGUUGGAUGCGGCCCUCAGGAGGAGUUUCGAGCUUGUGCCGACAUUGCUAUCAACGAUAACGAGGCAGCAUUGCCGCCGAGGCUACCAAAGCAACCAACCAUCAGUCCCACGCUCACUUCUACGGACAAAUCGCCGACGGAUACGAGUCCACGAUCCGGGCCACGUUGGCUGUUCAGUGUUGUUGUUGCUGGCACGUGUCUAUUGGUAGUGUUGGCCACUAUGGCGUUGCUUUACACGUACUAUUAUCACGCCGGCAGAGCCAAAAAAUGGCUCAUGGCAAGAAGGCUCCUGGUGCAGGAAAGUCCGCCAGUUGCUCCGCCGAGGCAUAAAAAGCAUCAUCAUAUCACGCAAUUGCAAUUGUAGAAUUUUAUAUUUGAUUGUCAAUGUCGUAUUUCUUAAGAGAAAAACAAGACUUUUACAACUCGAAGAAACUUUCGAGCUAUAAUGGAUCUAUAUGCGAUACUGGAGCCAUUCAAAUUCAAAUAACAAGUGUGGAGAAAGUAUUUAAUUGUACAUCUUGAGCAAAAUAUUAAUAUUUUCAUAUUUGGCACUGUACUCUCUUGUACAUAUA
This is a messenger RNA of Linepithema humile (Argentine ant), 1248 nucleotides long. RefSeq lists its product as uncharacterized. The record is from RefSeq and is a predicted model, not a curated record. NCBI's taxonomy places the organism in Eukaryota, Metazoa, Arthropoda, Insecta, Hymenoptera, Formicidae.